AUGGAGUCUCCAAUCCUCAUCAUCGCAACAGAAAACGCCUACUUCAACACCACGCCCUUCGAGCAAGAAGGCUACACCACCACGCAUAUCCCCCGCGCCACCCAGCGCGACCUCGAAGACGCAACCGAUAACAUCGAGCCUCACCUGAACAUUCACUCCCCUCGCCUGUGUAAUCGCCUACUAUCCACCUACUCUCCCUCCCUCCUUCAAAGUACACCCCCCACCAUCCAAGCCCUCAUCCACCUCCCGGUGGACACGCCCUUCUCCCCCGCCAGCAAACCCCCGCACGUCCUCAUCAAAUCCUACCAAUCCCCCUCCGGAUUCGCCGAGCCCUCAUCCCCCACCUACGACGCCAUCGCCUCUAGCAUCGCCUACACCCGCACGCUUGAGCUCCUCCGCCGCACCAUCGGCCCCAUUGUGUCGAUCAUGACGACGUUUGGGAGCGUCAUCUAA
This is a messenger RNA of Morchella sextelata, 453 nucleotides long. RefSeq lists its product as uncharacterized. The transcript has 2 exons. Lineage: Eukaryota; Fungi; Ascomycota; Pezizomycetes; Pezizales; Morchellaceae. The coding region runs from base 1 to 453 and encodes 150 amino acids. The record is from RefSeq and is a predicted model, not a curated record.